This is a messenger RNA of Oryza sativa Japonica Group (Japanese rice), 1992 nucleotides long. The record is from RefSeq and is a predicted model, not a curated record. NCBI's taxonomy places the organism in Eukaryota, Viridiplantae, Streptophyta, Magnoliopsida, Poales, Poaceae.
ACUAAGUUAUUUCUGUAGUCUCGCUUUCAAAUCAAUCCACAUGUAUUAGGAAAUUUUGAUAUGAUCAUAUAUACUGGUUGGUUCUUUCAGGACUGGAAGAAAUUUCUUACGAACCCUCUGUCACUCUUCAGUUCUGGUAACUAUGUGCUAUUCUACCCCAAAAGUAUGAAAAGUGGUUCAAAUGAUCCCAAGUAUCAUGUUAGCGUCACUGCAUAUGCACAACACACAAUUUGAUCAUUACAAUAAGUGUGACCAAAGAAUCCACACCACAAGCAUUGAUGUUCUCCCCAAUAUGUGGCCAACCAAUAGGAAUAUGGAUUGAAGUUAAUGGCUAAAGUUUCACCAGGUGUAGGUGGCACUGAACUCAAGUUACCUGGGUAUCGGAUCUGAUGUUGCUUCUGCUGUUCAAUUUAGUAGGAUGGCUUUGUGUACCAAGGUCAUUGUUAAUGUUCAUAAUGUUUGGGCAGUUUUAUACUUAGGUUUUGCUUUACAUACAUGUGCAAUGACACAGAAUAAAUGGUAUGUACCUUUCUAUCCCACUAAGUUCUAAUCAUGUGUCUGUCCUGCAUGUUCAAAAGUGUCCACACGCCCUUACCAAUUCUUGGCUUAAGUGAAUGACUAGCUGCUAAUUAUCAUGCAUCAUGAGAUGCUCUCUAAUUAGUUAAACUUAAGUUUUGUAGUUCCCAAAUUUUUUCCUUGUUCGUGCAAAAGGGAAAACUGCUAAAAACUGACUGAAUCAGGAAUUUGAUCAGGCUGGGAAUAGCAGGAGCCAGCAAGGCAUCGAAGUGGCAAAGUCACGUAUGAAACAGAAAGGAACAAAGCAAGGGAUGGGCUAAACAAGCACUGGCCUACCAUGUGUCGUCUUGCAAGGUAUGAUUUGUGGAUCUAUAACAAAGAUAUGGAAACCAUUCAUGUUGUACAAAUAGACUAGUUUGAACAGUAGUGCUUUCCCUGCUGUUUUGACUUGCACACAUCACAAAGGUCAUGGACAGAGGUAACCACGGUUGGACUGAUGCUGGAUUGCUGGUCAAUGUGGGCCAAAAUGUUCUGUAGAUCAACCAAACUCUGAUCGGAUCAGGCUUCAAGAGUUCAGAUGCCACACAAGAAACCAGAAUUAUUUAUCCUGCUCAAGACCAGGCGCACAUGGUAGGUUGCCCUGGGGAGAAGCUAGAAACCAGAGUCACAUGUACCAUGACCAACAAGCAUCAACCUCCUUUUGUUUUCAAGCAGUGGUGUAGUACUCAACGAGGCAAUCAAGCCUUCACAGUAAAGCUUGGUACUGGUGCUGGUGCCUGCUCCAGAGCAAGAUGGCAAGAGGGGCUCAGCCAUCUGCAUCCCUCCUGCUCUUCUCCCUGGGGCUUGUGCUCCUCUACUUCUCCUCAGGAAGCACCAUUCGACUUGCUGAGGGACAGAAAACUUGGUGCGUGGCGAAGCCGUCAGCAGAUGACAAGGUUCUUACGGCGAAUCUCAACUACGCCUGCUCUCAGGUGAACUGUGGAGUGAUUCAGCAAGGUGGCCCGUGCUUCAACCCCAACAACCUGGUGUCGCACGCCGCAGUCGCCAUGAACCUCUACUAUGCUGCCCAUGGCAGGAAUGCCUGGAACUGCUACUUCCAGAACUCAGCUCUCGUCGUGCAGUCUGACCCAAGUUAUGGUUCCUGCACGUACUACUGAUUUUAAAACUGAGGUCGAGGUCGAGGCAGGGCCUACGCAGCUGAGUUUGUAUUAGGAUGUCUUUUACUCCCAUGUUAGCAGUGCCGAGAUUUCGUGGCGAUGCCCUAGAUCCUCUGAUGCUUAGUUUAUUGAUAAGAUGAACAUUGAUUUGCUCGGAUCUUGGAUGCUGUUUGUGGCGUCCAUUCCCAUCAACCUUCAUUGGAUGUUUGGAAAUUCAGACUUGUUGAUCCACAUGCUUCAUUGCUUCCUGUUUCCUAGCAUCUCUUGUUUUCAGUUUGAUGGAAACCGGGGAUUCGUUGAAUGAAUAUAUGAUUUGUCA